AUGUUAGGAACGGAGGAGCGAGCACAAAAGAGACCAAGUAGGGCGAACCUUUGUUACAACCAUUACUUCAUCUUCAUUAUGGGCUUCCUGAUGUUCUACGCUGCAAUGUACGCCCUCAAGGGACGCGACGAGCGAAGGAAUGCAGCGGCGCUCUCCCAGCUCUCUGACUUCGAUCUCGGGGGGAGAUCAUCCGGCCACCCCAUGCACGCGCACACACAAGUCUUGACCAACAGGCACGCCAACUCCCUGCUUUCUAAGGUUCCGGCGAUCUCUGACUGCGGACUUUUCGGCACGGACUGCGAUGGGAAUACCUACUUGCAGUCUGCUCUUCCUACGCACGCUACCCCUACCCAGUACCAUCUGUCGCCCUGA
Guillardia theta CCMP2712 is the source of this 372-nucleotide messenger RNA. RefSeq lists its product as hypothetical. Lineage: Eukaryota; Cryptophyceae; Pyrenomonadales; Geminigeraceae. The record is from RefSeq and is a predicted model, not a curated record. The coding region runs from base 1 to 372 and encodes 123 amino acids. The transcript has 6 exons.